Messenger RNA from Rotaria sp. Silwood1, 1851 nucleotides. NCBI's taxonomy places the organism in Eukaryota, Metazoa, Rotifera, Eurotatoria, Philodinida, Philodinidae. The record is from the annotation of a GenBank genome assembly.
AUGCCAAAUUUUGUACAAACACAACAGUAUGAGAGUUCAUCGGAAUCCGACGAUACGAUGGAUCAGCAGAAUGUUCAAGAAAAGAUAAAAAUUAAACGUAACUUUGACUGGAUAAGAGACAAAUGCUUUUCUAAUGAUACAGACGCUCAAAUAGCAAUUAAACGAGAAGAACAAUGGAGUCGAUAUUUUACCAACAAAGUUCAAGAUGGAGUUAAAGUUCAUUACCGCUGUAAUAAAGUUAAGUUUCGUGGCACACAAUGUAAUGCUGCAAUUUAUCUCUUUUAUCCGCACAAUAGUGAUGAAGUUAUAUUAUUUCGUGCAAAUAAUGAGCAUAACCAUACUGAUUCAAGUAAACAUUAUUUCUUCUCUGAAGAAAUGAAACAAAAUAUCCAGGAACUGUUUGAUAUGAGAUUAAAGCCAAAGAAAAUAUAUGAAGUGUUGGAAGAGAAAAAUUUCAAGAUAACACGUAAUCAAGUGAACAAUUAUUUAACACAAUUACGUAAACAAAAAUUUGGUCCUUCUAGCUUAAGUUUAGGAGAAUUAGAAUCUUGGUGUCAAGAGAAACAUACAGUACCACAAUCUGACGAUGAAUCAUUUGUAGUUUCUUUUCAUAUUCAUUACGAAGAUGAUAGUGACGACGAUGAUGAAGACGUCGUCGAUGAUGGUAAUAAGUUCAGAUUUUUUCUCUCUUCAAAACGAUUACUCCAAAUUGCUUCAAUAUCAACCAAGUUACAUGCUGAUGCCACGUACAAAUUGAACUGGCAGGGUUUUCCAGUAUUAGUUGUUGGAACAAGUGAUUGCGAUCGUAAAUUUCAUCCAUUUGGAUUGGCUGUAUAUACUGAUGAAAAAGAACCAGAAUUCGAAUUUAUUUUUAAAAGUAUUUCCGACGGUGUAAACCGAAUAACUGGAUCAGCCUUUACACCCGAAGUACUUAUAGCUGAUGGGUCUGGUGCUAUACGUAAUGCAUUUCAAAAGUUUUUCAAUAGGGAUAAAAUGGUCAUGUGUUGGUCUCAUAUGCGUCGCAAUGUUGAGAAAAAAUUGAAGAGCUUGAAAAUCGAUUCGAAGAAAACAAAAGAAAUAUUAGAUGAUAUUGAGACAUUACAAUUAUGCGAAUCAGAAACUGUGUUUCGGAAUGUAUCAUCCUUAUUCUUGAAGCAAUGGAAUAAAACAGAAAAAGAAUUUACAGAAUAUUUCGAAAACGAAUGGUUAACAGUUCUUGAUUCGUGGUAUGAAGGAUAUAAUGGUGCGUUCACACCAAGCACUAACAAUCAAUUAGAAGCUACGAACAAAGUCAUCAAAGACGAACAUACUUUUAGAGAACGACACACAUUAUCAAGAUUUCUUACAGUUGCAAGUGAUAUUGUGAAUAAAUGGUCUAUGUCUCGCAAUCAAAAUCAAACAGAUCCAGUUGUGUUUUCCACAGAACCAACAAUCCCACUUGCAAAAUGGACCAAUGCAUAUCAUUUUGCAAAAUCCUCCAAGUCAGUUUUACAACUACAAUCGAAGAGAAAGGGUUUUAUUGAUUAUUAUAUACCAACCGGUGAUGUAGCAAAUAUUACAAAAAAUGAAAUCCAAAGAUACCAAAGAAAACAAUGGACUUCAUCUGCGCAAUUUAAGGAUCUUCAGUUUGGAAUUUGGAAAGUAACUUUACCAAACAUUGGAUCGGAAUGGAAAAAUGGAUUUUGCAAUUGUCCAAAUUUUUUGAAGGAAUACAUUUGUAAACACGUGAUUGGUAUGGCAAUUGGAUUAAAGCAUUGUAAACCACCUUCAAUAGCGAAGGAUGUACCUUUGGGUGAAAAAAGAAAGCGAGGACGACCACGAAAAGCAACACAAGCUUUGUUAAUCGAUUAA